AUGACGACUGCACUCCCAAGGCCAUCGCGGCCCUCGAUCGGACCGCCAAAUAUGGCCCUCCCAGCGCUGCCUAUUUCGAAAUCCCGAAAGAGCACCGGCAAUAUUCCCACGCCUAGAUCCGCACCAAGCACCCCUAUUAGCGGUCUUCGGGCUCCUUCAGCAUCGCAUCUUGUCCAACCUUCAAGCCCGUCGCCGGUACCGGCACUACCUCAACCGAGGGUCACCGCGAUUGCGAAUGCGACGGCCUCAAAGACACUGCGCAAGGCUGUGAGCAUCAACUCCUUCCCCCACCCUCCCAGGGGCGACAACAGGUCUGGAUCCAGUCUACCGCCUAGUCCGCGGGCAGGCGACAGGCCUCGAUCUUCUCGAAAAUCAAAGGCCCCUAGGGAGUCGAUGCGUAACUUUGAUGCGUCUACCCCGAGUUUCCUUAAUGGUAGUGCCGAAGGAAAGUCAAUUACCAGCGUUCGCAUGUCGGAUGGACUAGUUAGCGUUAUUUCAGAGCCACAGAGCAGAAGUUCGUCGGCACAGGACUCUUAUUCUACAUCCGCGACCACAUACGACGAACCUGGCGACAGUUCAGCAUCUAAAACAGACGGGGCCGCAGGCGAUAAGUCGGCAGGCAAGCAUGAUGGCAAAGGCAACGUCUUGGUGAGCGUCAGAGUGAGGCCCUCGACGAAUGCAGACCACGGAAGCCCUGAGGGCGAGUGGAUGGUGGAUGGCCGCCGAUCAUUGAUUUCGUAUAAGGGAAAAGAAGGCGGAAAUUACUUUUACGACAAUGUUUUCACAACUCACGACAACAACUCUCGUGUGUACGAUCAUUGUGCGAAACGAUUAGUUCGUAGGGUGAUGGAGGGAUAUCACGGCACGGUAUUCGCGUACGGUAUGACAGGAACAGGAAAAACCUUCUCGAUGCAGGGAACUGCUUCAUCCCCUGGUGUCAUCCCGUUGGCUAUCACCGACAUUUUCUCAUACAUCCGUGAAACCCCAUCCCGCGAGUUUUUGCUUCGAGUCAGCUAUCUGGAAAUUUACAACGAGAAGAUUCACGAUUUGCUGAGCAUGCCCACGGCGAGCUCAGUUGGCGGCGCUGUCCAGCAGGAGGAAAUCAAGUUGCGAGAGGACAGCAAAAGAGGCGUAUAUGCAACGCCUCUGAAGGAAGAAAUUGUGCAGAGUCCUACCCAGCUGCUUAGAGUCAUCGCGCGUGGAGAUCAAGCUCGUCGAACCGCGAGCACACAAUUCAACGCGCGAAGUUCUCGAAGUCAUGCUGUCGUUCAAAUUGUGGUCGAGAGCCGAGAGCGAAUGCCAGGAGGACCUCCUGGAGCCGAGACAAACAAACGCUCGGGAAUCGCUCCUGGAGGUGUGAGAGUAUCUACUCUUAGCCUGAUUGAUUUGGCUGGCUCUGAGAAGGCUGCAGAAUCCAAGGAACGAAGACAGGAGGGUGCACACAUCAACAAAAGUUUACUGACCUUGGGAACUGUUAUUUCAAAACUUUCAGAAUCGAAGGAGGGCAAGGGUAUCGAUAAAGAGGGGAAGCAUCUGCCAUAUCGUAACAGCAAGUUGACACGUCUUCUUCAGGGCGCGCUGUCUGGCAAUUCUCUUGUCAGCAUUCUUUGUACCAUUCAGAUUGGUGCUUCAGGUACCGCUGCAGCUGUUAAUACCCACACCGCCGAGACGCUGAACACUAUGAAAUUCGCGUCCAGGGCCAAAAACAGCAUCGUGAGCCAUGCGAAGCGGGCAGAGGAGUCAUUUGGAGCAGGGGGCGAUGGUGGUGCUCGAGUGUUAUUGGAGCGUUACCGGAUGGAGAUCCAAGAGCUCCGUGGCCAACUCGACUCUCAGGCCAAGGACAAGAAAAAGAAGAAGAGCGAUGAAAUAGAGAUUGAAGAAAAGGACGAGAAGGUACGAGAACACCAAGCUGCCGAGCGUCACGAGGAGCAGAUUUUGGAAAUGCAACUCGCCAGGACUGCGUUGAAGGAGCGAAUCGAUCAUCUCAACCGGUUGAUUCUCAGCUCCAAGUCUAUUGGAGUAAAUUCAAAUGGAUCUUUGAGUGCCCUGGGUCAUUAUGGACGAUACUCUCAAGUUUCCUUACCUGGGUCUAUUCGCUCGUCAGUUACAACCUCCAACGGAAGUAAGCUAUUCCUGGAGCGGUCGUCCUCCAUGACCUCUGCAUCAUCAACUGUUGGCCGACGAUCGAGCGCUGGAGGUGCCAAGGUUUCUCCUCGGUUAUCGGGAGAAGGCACAGAAACCAACUCGACGGAGGAAGAAAGUAUGGGCGAGUUCGGAGAUGGAAAUGCAUCGCUAAAUGCCCAGAAUCGGGCUCUCCAAGCGGAUCUGGUCGACAAGAACCGAUAUAUUGCAACACUGGAGAAACGACUACUUCAAGCUCGUAGGGCUAGCACGUCACGUACUUCGGUUGGGAUCGGCGCAACGACCAAGGGGAUAAUGGUUGGAGAAGACCACAGCGUUUCUGCUGUUCUCAAAGAGAAGGAUGCAGAAAUUGCUGAUCUCCGGGCACGACUGGACGAUAAGGAUCGCAUGUUGGCAGCGCUUCGUAGUGCAGCUCGGUCACGCGACACUGCUGAAGCUCUCUCCGAGCCUCGGUCGCCCGUCUCGCAAGAGGGAAUACCCGACUUUCCCGUGGUCAAAAUAGAGCGGAAACCAAGAAGGAGUGUUGAUGAAAUGAACAGAAUGUUGGACGAAAUGAUUCAAGAUGGGGUCGAGACAGGCCAUAUCGUUCGGGGCACGCAUGGUAGCGUGCGUCUUCCUGCAGGCCAGAAGCCAAACACUCUCAAGGAGCCACAGCACAUUGAACCCUUGAGACGCAGUCCCACUCCAUUGGGCGAUAGAGCAAGGACACCCGUGCCGGACGCACCUUGA
This is a messenger RNA of Clonostachys solani, 2871 nucleotides long. NCBI's taxonomy places the organism in Eukaryota, Fungi, Ascomycota, Sordariomycetes, Hypocreales, Bionectriaceae. The record is from the annotation of a GenBank genome assembly.